This is a messenger RNA of Ambispora leptoticha, 381 nucleotides long. NCBI's taxonomy places the organism in Eukaryota, Fungi, Glomeromycota, Glomeromycetes, Archaeosporales, Ambisporaceae. The record is from the annotation of a GenBank genome assembly.
AUGAAGCAUAAAGGUGAACUCAGAGUUGUGGUUGUCGAGGCAAAAAACUUGAAGGACACAGAUUUGAUUGGUAAAAGUGACCCAUACGUCGAACUUUGGAUUGAAAAAGGUUACAAACAAAAGACUACCGUCAAAAACAAUACUGUAGAGCCACAAUGGAAUGAAGACUUCAAAUUUAAUAUUCAUGGCGAGCAUACUCUUCAUAUCAAAGUUCUCGAUAAAGAUACUAUCUCUGAAGAUGACAAGAUCGGAGAAGCUAAAAUCGAUCUAAAAGAUGUCUUCAAUACACGUUACGUAGAUCAAUGGUACAAAUUACCAGCACUACUCGGCUUAAGCAGCCAUGGACAAGUUCACUUGGUCCUUGAAUUCACUCCGCAAUAA